Melanotaenia boesemani (Boeseman's rainbowfish) is the source of this 2312-nucleotide messenger RNA. RefSeq names its product ankyrin repeat domain-containing protein SOWAHA-like. NCBI's taxonomy places the organism in Eukaryota, Metazoa, Chordata, Actinopteri, Atheriniformes, Melanotaeniidae. The record is from RefSeq and is a predicted model, not a curated record. Bases 216 to 1658 code for a protein of 480 amino acids. The transcript has a single exon. Gene Ontology annotation, molecular function: protein binding.
CUUCAGCUACUUUGCUUGCAGGAAAAUAUAUGCAUACAUCAUUCAAAUCCACGUCUGUACAGUCCCCGGAUAGAGACUCCUACCUGGUAAGGGGAGGGAGGAGUGUAGGGCAGCAACCAGGUAAAAACGACUGUAUUGUCACCUGAACAAAGCAAAGGGGAACACAACGUUGCUGCUGGAAGUCAGUCAUUUUUACUUUAUUAACCACACUUUUAAUGAUGUCUCUGACGCAGGAAUCUAUCCUGUCUUUCUUGAUAGCAGAGGGGGGCAAGGCGACGAAGUCCGACCUGGUUAAUAAGUUCAAAGGUUCCGUAGACUGCGUCGAUCCCGCGGAGAAAGAACGGAACAGAGAGCUGUUUAAGACUUUUGUCAACAGUGUGGCCGUCGUCAGAGAAAUCGAUGGUGUCCGGUAUGUUGUCCUGAAGAAGGCUUAUCAACAUCUAUUUGGAGGGUCUGAGAGCCACGUAGACAAAAGUGAAAAUGAAGGAAUCCCACUGACAGGUGAGCAGCGCCCACUUGAGCAGGACAAGACAGAAAGCUCCAUAGAUAAAGGAGGGAAAGGGCCGGGAGGGUCGGCUGUUUCUGAAGCUGAGGAAAAUAAAAUCACUGAAGAUCCUGCAGAAUUAAUUUCUCCAAUAAUGCAGACAUUGCGUAGGAGCAAGUAUGCAGGUGUUCGAGUUAAAAGGAUGGUGAACUUUGACAUAAAUAAAGAAGACCCACAUAAAGAUAAGUGCCCUAUCAGAGGAGAACGAGUGUUAUCAAAUGAGGCAGACACCUUGCAGAGAAAACCAUAUGCCUUGCCUCUGAGAAUGCCACCCAGCUCCACCAGGGUCGAGUUCCACAAACUGAAAGAAGACCCGGAUCAACCUCCUCAAAGUCCAAAACUAGACUCCUUCAGGAACAAGAGAAGACUGCCAUCAAUGGAGGCACCUGCCAGCUGUGGCUCACCUCAGCUGAGGAGAGCAGUGAGGAGCACCAAGGUGUCAGAGGAGCCCAGAGAUUCAAGGAUUCCCUCCUUGGUUCCCCUGGAGCAGGCAGAGCAUCAGUGGUUGGUCAAGUGUGCGGCCGGCCACUGGAGCCAGGUUUACGGCCUGCUGCUCAGAGACAACCUGCUGGCUGACAAAAAGGACUUCAUUUCAGGGUUCACUGCUUUGCACUGGGCAGCUAAGCGUGGAAACACUGAAAUGCUGGUGAAGAUUAUUGACAUAUCCAAGCAAGGAGGAACUAAUGCUGACAUUAAUGUAAAAGCACAUGGAGGAUACACUCCUUUACACAUUGCUGCAUUGCAUAACCAGGAGUACAUCAUGACCAUGCUGGUGGGGGAGUAUGGGGCCGAUGUAAACGUAAGGGACAACUGUGGAAAGAAGGCCUACCACUAUCUGCACAAAGGCAUAUCUAAGUCUGUAAGAGAGAUGCUGGGAGAACACAAACCCCAACAACCUCAGGAAAGGGUCCUUCAUGAGAGAGAAGAGAUGGACUCGUUAUCAGAUCAUUCUAAAGGCUUCCAUUCAAUAAGCCGGCUUUUCCAGCCAACCUUGAUCGGCCACAAGAAGAAGCACAAGCAGAGGCCAGAACUGUACUCGCUGUACGAUAACCCUGUUGAUGAACAAGAAGAUGGCGGCUUCAGACAUAGGCUUGCAUCAGAUGUUUUUAUGUGAUGGUAAAACUAUACUGACUUAUAUUUAUUAGAGAAUAUUGAAAAUUUAACAAGCAUCCCUUUUAUUUUUGCUAUCAAAUCUUUCCUUUCUGCUUCAUUCAUGCUUUACAGAGCAGAUGACAAAGAAAUUAGCUCCUUGUUAUUUUAUCGUGUAAAAGAAUAAUCAAGCAGCAAAUGGAAGCUAAAUCAUGCUUAGGAUUUGCAGUCCUUCAGAAGUUUGUUUAGGUCAUCAUUUUAUUUUAAAUUGACUUUACAGCGCAUUGAUGGUAAAUUAAUGUAACUUUCUGAUUUUUUCAUCCUUUUAAAGAACAUUUUUCUCACAUUUUUAAGUUUAAUUUAAGACCGAAACCUCAAAAAGUUUAUGUAAGAUAUGAAAGCAAAUAAGUCACAGAUUAACUGAGAUCAAGACUCAACUUGUUAUCGUCUGUGUUCUCACUGCUGAGUAAGAGAUGAGCACAGGGAAAGGAUUUCCAGAGGCAAAACUCCACUAAACGAGCAAAGAUAUGACUUGGGUGUGAAUUCAAUCCGUUGUGACAACAAAUGAUUAAUUAAAGAAUUUGCUGAUUCACAGUGUCUUCAUUGCUUCACAGAUUAAUCAUAACAGAAUAAUGAUCAAAUAAGGUGAAGCUUGAAGAAAAAUUAACUAAUUAAUCCU